CUUACCUAUACUACAAUAGAGCCAAGCAGCUGUACUGCAUCUGAUUGCCGUCUAUUAACAGUACCUUAACCUUGGGAGGUUAACAUCAAUCAAUGAUUGUAAGAGUCUUUGAAUGAGUUUCAUACUGUCAUCAGAGUUUUUGCCACUAUUCAGAGUCAGGCGUCGUACUCUAUAAUCAAUCAAGGCAAAAGACAAAAUGUGUGGUAAUGGCCAACUUACAGUUGUCGUGGCCGAAGGAGAAGUCGACAUUUUUAUCAGGUAUGCUCACGAGAAUGAUUUCAUUGGCAUCAGUCAAGUGACUAUUAUGUGUGGCUCGUCACAUAUCAUGCAUUCAGUCAAUCUGUGCUAUCAACCAGCUCAGAACUCCUUGGAAAACUUUGUCAGACACUCCUAUGAUCAUUUUAAGCAUAUUCGCGCCAAUAUUUUGUAGAAAACAGCAAUCCAGACGACCGAGUGACGAUAGCAACAGCUGUGACUACUACAUUUUUUGGGGACGAAGAUGCCAGUGGUGGGCUAUGUCUUUGAUCAGAAAACUGCAAAGUCAAUUUCCAAAUACCGGUAUCUUAGUUAUAUCAAUGCUUAACUAUAAACAACGCAUCGCAAACAUAAGCGCACAAGUCGAAGCCUCGACACCACCUCAUCUACUAGAUACUUCUGCCUCUAUGUACGAUCUCACUCGAAGAAUCGGUUGCAAAAACCGACUGCCGUUUAAUAGCUAUGCGACAUAGCACAUUUUCUGCCUUUUCAUUCGUAAAAAUUAGUCCAAUCGCAUUUUCCCGUCUUUUCAGCCAUAGUUUCCACUUUCCAUUACUGUCUUUGCCACGUACUGCUCUCGUCUUAUCAUGUCUGAGUUUAAAAUGACAAUU
Molecule: messenger RNA, 866 nt
Organism: Plasmopara halstedii
Lineage: Eukaryota; Oomycota; Peronosporomycetes; Peronosporales; Peronosporaceae
Exons: 1
Coding region: 197-430 (77 amino acids)
Source: RefSeq, a predicted model, not a curated record